Messenger RNA from Lampris incognitus (smalleye Pacific opah), 6038 nucleotides. RefSeq names its product nuclear receptor subfamily 2, group C, member 2 (gene nr2c2). Gene Ontology annotation, biological process: anatomical structure development; positive regulation of transcription by RNA polymerase II; positive regulation of embryonic development. NCBI's taxonomy places the organism in Eukaryota, Metazoa, Chordata, Actinopteri, Lampriformes, Lampridae. The record is from RefSeq and is a predicted model, not a curated record. Gene Ontology annotation, molecular function: nuclear receptor activity; zinc ion binding; RNA polymerase II cis-regulatory region sequence-specific DNA binding. The coding region runs from base 135 to 1943 and encodes 602 amino acids. The transcript is spliced from 14 exons.
CGCGCUGGCGGUGCGGGGUCACGAACUAUGACCUUUAACAGAAGAAAACCAAAACAAAUAUUUUAUAAGAUAGCAGAGAAUUAUAAAUCUUUGAUUCCGGAAUCCAAAAGGUGCCAACCUCUCCUUCAGAUUCGAUGAUGAGCGGGUCUCCGCACCGCUUUCAAGUCAUCUCCACGGAACCCACUACAACACCACAGCGAAUACAGAUUGUAACUGACCAGCAGACUGGUCAGAAGAUCCAGAUUGUGACAGCAAUGAACUCAUCUAGUGCUCCCAAGCAGCAGUUUAUCCUGGCUGCAGCUGAUGGCUCUGCAGCAGGCAAGGUGAUCUUGGCCUCUCCAGACAACCACAAUGCCAAGCAGCUCAUCUUCACUGCUGCAGACAGCCUGAUGCCAGGCAGGAUACAGAUUGUCACUGAUGCAGUGUCAAUGGAACGGCUACUAGGGCAGGCUGGGGAUUUGAGCCGGCAACAGCCAGUGGAGUACUGUGUGGUAUGCGGAGACAAGGCUUCAGGGCGUCAUUAUGGAGCAGUCAGCUGCGAGGGCUGCAAAGGCUUCUUCAAGAGGAGUGUAAGGAAAAACCUGACCUACAGCUGCCGCAGUAAACAGGACUGCGUCAUCAAUAAACACCACCGGAACCGCUGCCAAUUCUGUCGGCUGAGGAAGUGCCUUGAAAUGGGGAUGAGGACAGAGUCUGUGCAAAGUGAAAGGAAGCCCAUUGACUUGGUGCCCAGAGAGAAGCAUGCAAACUGUGCUGCCUCCACCCACAAAAUCUAUAUCCGCAAGGACCUCAACAGCCCACUCAUUGCCACGCCAACCUUUAUUUCUGACACAGAAACUGAAGGUUCCAGAUCCAGCCUGCUGGACCAGGGGAUGCUGGUGAACAUUCAGCAGCCUGUCAUCCAGUCGGAAGGAUCAUUGCUGCUGGCCGCUGACUCUAAGAUGGAGUCAGGGCAGGGGGACUUAGGGACGCUAGCCAAUGUGGUGACAUCACUGGCCAAUCUCAGCGAUUCGCUCAAUGAAAACUUAAACAAUGGUGAUACCUCAGACGGCCAGCAGGAGGAGCAGUCUGCCAUUGAGAUAACACGUGCCUUUGAUACCCUGGCUAAAGCCCUGAACUCAUCAGAAGGAGUGGGCCAGACCCUGGCAGAUAAAGCAGAAUGUGUUGGUGGAGCCACAAUUCAGCUGAUCAGUCGUGACCAUGAGACGCCUAUCAUUGAGGUGGAGGGGCCACUGCUCACAGAUACCCAUGUCAACUUUAAGCUGACUAUGCCCAGCCCUAUGCCUGAAUAUCUGAAUGUACACUACAUCUGUGAGUCAGCAUCACGCCUCCUCUUCCUCUCCAUGCACUGGGCACGCUCCAUCCCAGCCUUCUCAGCUCUUGGGCAGGAGGUGAACACUUGUUUGGUGCGAGCCUGCUGGAAUGAGUUGUUCACUCUGGGUCUUGCUCAGUGUGCUCAUGUGAUGAACCUGUCCACCAUCUUGGCUGCCAUUAUCAAGCACCUUCAGAGCAGUAUCCAGGAUGACAAGGUGUCGGGGGAGAGAGUGAAACAGGUGAUGGAGCACAUCUGGAAGUUGCAGGAGUUCUGUAACAGCAUGACAAGGGUGGAGACCGAUGGCUAUGAAUAUGCCUACCUGAAGGCAAUAGUAUUGUUCAGCCCUGACCACCCAGGCCUAGAUAGCAACAGCCAGAUUGAGAAGUUCCAAGAGAAAGCACUGAUGGAGCUUCAGGACUACGUGCAGAAGACCUACCCAGAUGACACCUACAGAUUGACGCGCAUCCUGAUGCGUCUCCCAGCCCUGCGCCUAAUGAACUCAAGCAUCACAGAGGAGCUCUUCUUCACUGGCUUAAUAGGCAAUGUCUCCAUAGACAGUAUCAUUCCAUACAUCCUUAAGAUGGAGACAGCUGAGUAUAACAGCCAGGACUCGGACCCUAUAGAAUGACACCCCAUCACUCCUCCAUGCAGAGCUGUUUAUUCAAAGAUAAGUAAACGCAUUUCAUGUACUGUCCUCAUCUCUCACAGGAUUUAAUAUAGACAUGUUCCCGUAUUUACAUGCGCCAAAUGUGCGUGCGCAGAUUGUGAGGCAAAAAGGGGCCACGAGUCUUGUGUUUGUAAACAUUACUACGUUCAUUUCGAAGCGAUCAUCACGGAGAAAUUGAUUUAAAAUGAAACGAAAUGCCUCACAAUUGUUGCGCUGUCGGUUGUACAAAUCGUAAAGGUGGUAAAAACAAGCAUCUGCAUUUUUAUCGCAUGCCCAAAGGGAAAACUCCAGUCAAAAAAUGAAGAAGACAGGCGUGGAUUCAUGCGAUCUGUUGAGAGGACUGGAAGACGUGGUCGGAAGAGCAAAUAUCAAACGCGAAGAUUUGCAGAGGAUAUUUAAUAUCUGGUACUAUGUAUCCGUUUCUUACAAAAGUAAGUAUUGUGAUUUAACAUAAGUAAGUAACAGUUCUAAAUGUGAUACUGUCCUAGUACAGCAACUGCCAAACCAAAGUUUGAGUUGUUGAGGCCUAGCCUUCCUCAAGUUUGACAACGGUUCCAUCAGCUUUCUUGUGUCAUGAAGUUUGAGGUCAUAAUUUGACUCCAGCCUUGAUCUCAUAACCGUAAAAACAAUUCAACUUUUGUUGAAUACAAAUGAUUCAACUGUACAAACAAACAACGAGGGCUUAGCUUUGAUUUGAUGAAGUAAAACUUGUUUUCCUUCGAUAACGGAUGGUAAAAGCAGUCUUGGACAUGUCCACCAACAAAGUAAUCGUAUGCUUCUAAAGACUCGUAUGCCUUCACUGAUUCUUUCGUAAAUAUACUUGGUGUGUCUAUGAGGUAUUCAGUCACAUCCCUCCAGCCGAUGUUUGGCAACUCCAUGAUAUCGCUUGUCCACUGAGCUUCAGCAAGCAUAAACGGAUCGGGAAGCUUUCUCCAGUGCUUAGCGUAAGUUUCGACUCGUAAUGCUUUCUGUCUUCCUGGCUUAGACCUUCAACAUAUUCUGAGAUUUCCAUUUUCUCAAAUUUCUAACUUUUCUCCUUUUAAUUUAAAGUUGUGUACGCUUUCAUCUGUGAGUUUCAUAGGUACGCACGUCGUUUCUCGGCCAUGUUUUGCCACACGUUCUGCGCGCGCAUCUUGUUUACAACUCAGCUUUUACGUCACGCGAUAAGGGGUCUAUUGACCACAAGUCCGUAGUCCUGCAGUGGCCACUUGUCCCAUAAUGAUACAGGACAAAGUGUCGCUUAGGAAACGCUUUUACAUUCAUUUCAACUGGCAGUGGAGACCCCAAGAUACGGGGCCUGGAAUAUUUUCUGGAGGGAAUACUCUGAGGAAUUUUGUGAGUCUCUGGCCUAGAUUUCAUGGCACUCACAUCUUUUUCUGUCUUUAUAGCACUUAAAGCAAGUUCCUCAUAUGUGGACUGGAUUGUUUGGUUUAAGCCAUUCAAGUAAAUUUUAGUUUUAUUCAAGCCUUAUUGUAUGCUUAUGGUGAUGAUAUACAUGUAAUUUAAUACUGGCCUCUGUUUCUAAUAUAGAAAAGUGUUAUAAGUGCAGUACUUCAUUAAAACUGUCAAGGAAACAGAGUUCAUCUUUGUGGGUUUUAUAAGCAGAGUUUUAAGUUUAUCGGACUGGAAUUUUACCUGUUGUAAAAGUUACAUUUUGUACUUGGUGCAGACUUUAAAGGUUUUUUUUUGCGUUUUUUUUUAAUAAUGACAUUACCUGUUAACAUUAGUAGAGAAUAAACCAGUAUGCCAAGUUAGAAUGGGACGAUAAACAAACUUAGGAACUUGGAAUUGAAGAUUUAGCAAGCAUUGUCAUAAUGUUAUUAUACAAUAGUUGAUUGAAACAUUCUCUACUGCUUUUUUGUUUGUUUUUGUAAUUUGAAAUUGACGCCUUUUUUUUUUUUACUGUGGAUGGGGUCAAUAUGCAGUUCUUGAUAGAAGAUUUGUUAAUUUCCUGUACUAAAAAGGAUGACUUUUAAAUCAGGUACAAAAUCCAACUCUCAGUUUAAUCAGCAAUUAACCUUGAGCCUUAGUCUGCAAGGCACUCAGACAGACUCAGUAUGUUUUAUCAAGGCAACAGAGUUGGAGCAUCACAGCACUGCAGCCUGUUAUAUGAUUAUAUGGCAUUUAUAUAUAAAUUUGAAUAACUGAAGCUGCCACAAGGAUUUUUUUUUUAUGUGACCAUGUGGUACGCGCUCUAACCAUUCACCCCCGAUUUUGGGAUCUUUGCCAACUUUGAGUUGGCCUCACUUGGAGUUGUUGUCUUUGAGUGUUUUGCAGCAGAAUGACUUAAUUGUUGCAAAGGUCAACAUUCCCCCUCUGUCAGCUUCUGCACUUGUUUAGAAGAGAAGAGUGAGAGUUGUGGCAGCUUGGGAAAACAGCUGUUUGCAAGCUGUACAGGGUAUCUAAAGUUGUGCAUAUGUAUCUCGUCUAGUCAGAGUUCAUGGGGAAUCGGACUCGGAGACGAGCUUUUGGAAGGAUUUGAAAUCAGUGUAUAGCGAUAUCUAAUCUUCUCACUGAUGGUCUCAUUUAUUUAUGUCGGUCAUAUAGAGGCAUCACAAUUAAAGUGAGACUGAUUUUUUUAAAAACGGUAAAAAAAACUCCUUGUGGCAGCUUUAAUUUGAGUCAGAUUCAGACUCCGUUUAAACUAAAUUGGACAGUGAAAUUGACCAAAGCCCUGCGUAUGGGCAGUUGUCUUUUUCUUUUUCUUUCUUUCUCUCUUUUUCUUUCUGCCUUUCUGUCUUUUUAUUCUUUCUUCUAAAAAUAUCACAGUAUCUCAGAGUUUUUAUAUAGAGUUGAAUAUGAAUAGGUACAAUUAUUUCUGCAUUAGAGAUGUGCAUUUUGUAUCAUAGAUACAUUACAGUUGUUGUCUGUGCAAUCACUGCAUCACUUUUCCCAUAAUGACAAUCAGUCUCACACUUUCCCUCCGGUUUUAUUGUAGUGGUCAGUUUUCUACGAAUCUUGUUUUUCUUUGUAUGAGUUUGUAUAUGUAUCAGUAGCAUUUUUUCCUCCGAGGAAUAACAUAAACAUUUUUAUUUAGAAGUGUCAUUUAUGUUUUGCUUUGCUACUUUUAUAUUCAGUGUGCUGAAAAUUGUAUUUCAUUCAAUGCACAUCAGUCAUCUUUUCAGCUGCUCUACCGCAUUUGUGCUUAAAACUGUGUUGCAUAUGUUUUCAGAAACAUUAAAAUCUAAUUUGUUGUGAACAAAUUAGCUUAUUGCAAACUAAGUGUACUUAAAGUACUUUUUUGAGCAGGUUUCCUUGAUUUAAAAAAGAAAAAAGUCAGAUUUCCUAGGAACCCAAUCCCAAGUGCACCAAUAUCUUGAAAACCAUAUGAAAAUAUGCAUAUGCAUAGGCCUACCUACACAUAUUACUGUUCAAUAACAUCACCUGCAGCGAUAUGAAUGAUAAUAGACUUAAAGUCAGCAAUGAUCAUGUUUUCUCUUGAAAUAAAUGUCAAUUCUAAUAUCUGGGUUUAACACUCAUAAAGACUGUUUUUAAAGGCACUUAUGUGAACUGACCUUUGUACAUGUAAUUUCAUUAAAAUGAGUGCAUGUCAUUUUUAAGCGGGGUUUUAUAAUCUUGUCACUGUAUGCCCUAAGAGCUUUAUUGAUUAUUAUUUAAUUUUAUUGUGCAUUGCCGUGCAUGAAGUUGCUUAAAUGCAUUUUAUUAAAUGCUGUGCAAAAAAUGCAGACUUAAAUGUUGUGGCUUUAAUAUGUUAUGAGCAGUUGCCAUGGUAGAGGAUAUUAAACCAGAAAGAGUUUUUCUGUUUGCUUGAUUUUCUUUUUCUGUAAUGAGUAUCCUAUGGUUAAAGUUUUUAUAAAUGUACAUGUAAGUGUUCAGUCAUGUAAAACGUGGUUCUUCAAACAUUGUGAUUGAACAACUAUUAUUCAAACAAGAUUCAAUUUUUUGAUCGAGUUUGUCAUAACCCUUCAUUUUCUACCUCAUUAAUGAACGAAACAAAAAAAGUGUAUUUCAUGAUUGAGCUCUUGUAUCAGCAUUCCGUUCUCUCAGACUGGCUUUGAAGCCACAGAAUUUCCAGUUCUGAAGAAAUAAACACCU